This is a messenger RNA of Oryza brachyantha (malo sina), 1835 nucleotides long. RefSeq lists its product as uncharacterized. The transcript has 3 exons. Bases 66 to 1334 code for a protein of 422 amino acids. NCBI's taxonomy places the organism in Eukaryota, Viridiplantae, Streptophyta, Magnoliopsida, Poales, Poaceae. The record is from RefSeq and is a predicted model, not a curated record.
CCACGCGGCAAGGCGGCACAAGCAAAAACAUCCCCGCCGCCGCCGACGCCGCCUCGCCGCCGGCAAUGGCGUGGCUCGCGCGCUCCAUAGCCAACACCCUCCUCGCCCCCGAGGACCCGGACGAGGGCGAAGACCCACGCACGUCCGCCUCCGGCUCCGCCUCCCCGCCUCGCGGCGUCCGCGAGGACCUCUCGGAGCUCACAGGCGCACUCGCGCACCGCUUCCAGGGCCUCGCCUCCUUCCUCGCGCCCGCGGAUGCCGACGGCGGCGGCGCACCGGGACCGGCAGAGAUCGCCGGCCGGUUCCGCGCGGGCCUCGCGCGGCUCCCCGGCCGCCAGGCCGUCGCGGAUCUCGCGAAGAUCGCGUCCUCGCUGCUGCCCCCCGAGGGCGGCGACGGGGAUGCGGCGGAGGCGCCAGGGUUCACCGAGGAGGCGGUCGCCUUCGCGCGGGACGCCGCCAUGCGGCCCGAGCUCUGGCUCGACUUCCCCCUCCUCCCCGACGACGCCGACUCCGACGAUUUCGACAUGACCGACGCGCAGCAGGACCACGCGCUCGCCGUCGAGAGCGUGGCGCCGGAGCUGGCUGACCUGCGGAUCGAGCUUUGCCCGAGCCACAUGAGCGAGGGAUGCUUCUGGAAGAUAUACUUCGUGCUGCUCCAUCCCAAGCUUACCAAGGACGACGCCGACCUCCUCUCCACUCCACAGAUUUUGGAAGCUAGAAAGAUGUUGUCACACAAUUUGCAACAUGAGUCAAACCUAGACAGCAACGACGGCAGAGUGGCUGUUCCUUUCAGUAAUAUAGAUGGUAAUGUACCUUCUCCGGUAGCAGCUGUGGGCACAUUAAAGAAUGAAGAUGACUCUGCAAGGGCCACGGCCUUUAGCAACGUGGACUAUGGCACACCUCAACCUGUAAUUCUGGAAACACAAUCAAGUGACAUGCUCAAUGAUGCUGGAGCUCUUCACGCAGAUAAUAUCACCAGCAGUAUACCUGUACAACUUGUGCCUGUAUUAAAAGAUUCCACUGAGUUCUCGCAAUCUAGGAUGGAAGAGAGCACCCAUGAUUUCACUGCACAAGAUACAGUAGCAAAUGAACAGCCUGGACAGUCAUCUGAGAUAACACUACAGGCCAGUCCUGAGGAGCGACGGAAAGAGCCAUCGACUAACCUCAGUGAGCAAUCAAGAGUUGUCGUUCAGAAGACGAAUGAUGAUGACAAUAUUGAUGAUGGGGAUGAAUGGUUGGAAGAGGAGACUGGUGGUGGUGCUGGCAACACAACGAUUCCAAUGGCAGAUGAUGAAGAUGUAUCAUUUAGUGAUCUGGAAGAAGAUGAUGCUUGAUGCCUACAUCAUGGCACCAUCAGCAGGUUUGAUGCUCUGCUUCCUUCAUGUGAUAUUCUGUUUGCAAUACACGGUAAGAUACUCUGCUUACUGAUGGGCUUCUGUGAUCGGCUGCUUCUGUUGCAAAAUUUAGGUCUCCCCUCUCAUCUCUGCAUGAAGUGAAUGCAGCUUCCUAUCCAGGAUCCCAUUCCCAUUUUUGAAGUUUAAAAUGUGUUUGGUUCGUGGACGAGGUGGGAUAGAUUGGAUCUAUCCCUAAAUUGCAGGAUGGGUUGAUCUUAUUUUUCUGUUUGGUUAGAGAGAUGUGUUAAACCUGUUUUUUGUUUGGUUUAAGGGAUUAGAUGAAAUAGAGUGAACUUGUCACAUGUUUAAUUCCAAGGAUAGAUGUGGAAUGACUAGAUGUGAUUAUCUUUCCACAAUGAGUUGGUGAGGUUACCUCGUAUAUCCAAAAUAAAAUAUUAGAUACUAGGAUUAAUAUAUGAAUAACCUAAAGUAAUUAGAUAU